Molecule: messenger RNA, 690 nt
Organism: Closterium sp. NIES-67
Lineage: Eukaryota; Viridiplantae; Streptophyta; Zygnematophyceae; Desmidiales; Closteriaceae
Source: the annotation of a GenBank genome assembly
GUGCAUUCCUCUGUGGCCGUUUGACUACAUUCAUGACUACAUCGCAACGGCACACGUCAGUCUACUGGACGCCGACUAUGACCGGUACGGGGAGGCGUUCCACCACUACGAGCGGCAUAUCUUCUAUCCGGACAUCAAGAGAGAGCACUACGUGGGCGGCAGCCAGUGGUUUGUGCUGCAGAGACGGCAUGCGCGCAUCGUGCUUCAAGACACUACACACUAUAGGAGACACAAGGCCAGCUGUGCGUUUCGCAUGAGGACAGGUAGCAGGUUCUGCUGUGCAGACGAGCACUACGUGCAGAUUCUCCUACACAUACUCCUGCACACGUGGGAUCGGGCGGGCAUCUCUGGCUUCUCCUCCACAUUUGCUGACUGGAGCGAGGCGGACUGGCACCCGAAGCUGUUCACGGCAGACAACAUCACCGCACACACCAUUCGAACCAUCAAGGCUGCGAAGCACUUUGUCCCCUACAAGAGCUUCUGGAAGGACUUCAAGUCAAACUUCUCUCAUAUUGUCGACCCCUCCCUUCCACAGCCACCCCUGAUUACAAGCAAUGGCUUCUGCGUUGUGGGGGGUCAAUUACGCAACUGCUUCCUUUUUGCACGGAAGUUUGAUGUCUCAAACUUAGAUUUCCUCAUGCACAACUCAAGGACACUGUUUGGUUUCUAAUUCGUUUCAAUGUAAAGGGA